UUGCAGUAAGUCGUGGGGGACGCACUAAUCGCGCUUCACACCACUCGUGCUUCGCACUCGUGUGAAAAUGGCGGAUGUUUUAGAUCUCGACGGCGGCGCAGAAGAGUUUGAAGUCGAUGAGGAAGGAGAUCAGAGCGUGCAGAAACUCAAAGAGCGGGCUCGUAAAAGAAAAGGUCGAGGUUUUGGUUCAGAAGGAACUGCUAGAGAGGAGAUCCACGAGUAUGAAGCUAUGGAUACUGAUGGUAAUGAUGAACCGGGCCCACAGAGGUCGGUUGAAGGCUGGAUUUUGUUCGUAACUGGUGUGCAUGAAGAAGCACAGGAAGAUGACAUUUAUGAGAAGUUCGCUGAGUAUGGAGAGAUUAAGAACCUGCACCUUAACCUUGAUCGCAGGACGGGAUUCCUCAAGGGUUAUGCCCUAGUAGAGUACGAGACAUUCAAGGAGGCCCAAGCAGCUAUAGAUGCUCUGAAUGGGGCAAAAAUCCUGGACCAGGUGAUCAAUGUGGAUUGGUGCUUUGUGAAGGGGCCCACAAAAAAAAAAAGAAGCCAUCGUCGCAGGGACCGAUCAUCCGACAGGAGACGCCGUUGAGUCAUGUCCAAAGAGGAUUUCACUUUUCUUUUUAUUUGUGUAAUAAAACAUUGUGUUGUCUGUCAUCUACGAUUCUUUGUGUAAUAAAACAUUGUGUUGUCUGUCA
This is a messenger RNA of Dermacentor andersoni, 692 nucleotides long. It is a transcript of the gene tsu, whose product is annotated as 40S ribosomal protein S12 homolog tsunagi. Lineage: Eukaryota; Metazoa; Arthropoda; Arachnida; Ixodida; Ixodidae. Gene Ontology annotation, molecular function: mRNA binding. Gene Ontology annotation, biological process: RNA processing. The record is from RefSeq and is a predicted model, not a curated record. Gene Ontology annotation, cellular component: cytoplasm; nucleus.